AUGGGAAACAGUAGUUCACAUCACACUGCAGCGGUGGCUCAGGAAAUGGGUCGCGGAUGGACCCAGUCCUUUCCGAGAGAGCUCACCAGGCAUCAUCAUCAUUCCCAGGCUCCUGGACACAAAGUUUUACCCGAACCGCCGAAUCAGCGGCUCAGGACGACUAACAAUGGAAAUAUUAUUCAUAAUGGUGGGACUAUUAGUGGUCGAAGACCCUCGGCGUUUACUCUUCCCCAUGAUCUUAAUAAGCAAGGAAUAUACAGGAGUAGAAGCACUUCAACCUCACACUUGGGCGAACCUCGACCGCGCAAUGACUUGGGAACCCAGCACUGCUGCGCUGGUCAUUACCGUCCUUGCGACGGUACCUGCCGUGAAAAUGAAAUGAUAGAAAUAAAGAGAUUUGGAAGCGAGCCAGACCUCCGGUACUCUCCGGAAUCGCGACACCCGCCGAUGGACCGUCACUCGGGCUACCAUUAUCCUGAGCGUGAGUCCAGAGAACGGGAGAGCAGAUACCGCGGAAAAAAGAAGUACAAAGCCCCAGCACCGCCUCCGAUGAACGCCGACGGGUCUUCGCCAGACUCCUACAAAUGGGAAGUUAUCUCCCCAGAGCGUGACAACUGCUGCCGGCAGGAAGAGGAGCCCAGCUCAAGAGGUAUAAAGCCGCCGCCUCGUAAAUCCCGGCUGUUUAAAACUCGUGCCGAGACUAAGCGUCAACAAAGCAGCUGGAAUCCAUCCGCCCAGCAAGACUGCCCGGACAAUAUUAUUGAAAGUGAAAGAGAAAGACGGUGGGUUAAUGACAGACACCAGCAGCAUCAAUCUCACCAGCAUUUAUCUUCCCUUUCUAAUGGCAAGGAAAAUGGCAGACCCUGGAGAGAGUACCACGAACAAGAUGACCACGGUCAAUGGACGAGGGAUGAACGGAGGAGCUCCAAGAAAUUCGACGGAAAGAAUACUCUUCAGAGAAGUCUCAGCAGUCCCGAGUUCCAGGCAGAGCUGAUGCAGGUAGCGAAAAAGGUUCGCAAUAAACUAAACUAUAAUCGACGCGUGGGUCCCGUCGGCGCCCCCAACGAGCUCAAGCAUGAAAACCAAUUAUCUAAGUCGACGACAUUUAUUGAUGCACGCAAGAACAACCUCGGGGACAAAAAAUACUCGAGAUCCAAGCAGUCCCAGGCGCAGGAGAACGCCGGCGUAAAUAAUGACUCCCGAGUUGAUAGACGUAAAAGCAGAAGUAUGGAGCAGUUUGAUAAUAAAUGUCAGGAGGUUAGAACUUGCUCAAGAUUCUACGAGGAAAGAACCUUCCAGGAACAGCGCUCUAGAGGUGAGAAUAGAGUAAUUAGGAGUCAGGAAACCCGCUCCUACGAGGAAAGGAGAAUGGAUAGCCCUCGCGGAGUCCAUAAUUCAGGCGGUUCUGCUGUUAAUGGAGAAAAAUCUACCGAGCACGUCGACGAGCGCUUGGAAAAUAAUCCCAGGAGACGCAAGGUCUUGGAAAAGUCAACGACCUAUGAGGAAAGCGUGGUCACUACCAAUGAGUCCAACCAGAGGAAGAUCCUCAAUGGCAGGCUCGAGGACUUUCACCACGAGGACCGGCGGAAAGAGUCUCAGUUUGACAGGAGGAAUUCCAACAACAGAGCCACUGAGAUUCUGGUCUCGAAGAUCACCAAGAAGAGCGAGGAGACAGGGGAGCACAUGAGGACCAGGUCCGAGAGUCCUGCGAUGCUGAGAAUAGGCGUCAGGGGUCAAGGAUCCGGUCGGGAGAGCACGCCAGAACCUCCAAGGGCCAAAGAGAACAAGGUCAUCUCUGGCUCGGGCUCUGGUGUCGCUCCUGAGAACCCCAGGAGAAAAAGAACUGAUGUCAAGGACAUGAAUUAUAGAGACUGCGAAAAAAGAUGGUCGGAGAGUAAUCCCGCUAAGACCGAGCGGGAGAGAGAGAAAAUAAAAAUAAAAAAUUGUGAAAAGAGCAUUGUUAAAGAGUCUAAGGAAGUCGUGGAGAAGACUUCUCAUUGGAAUUUGAGUAAUGGCGUGUCACCCAAGUCUAAACAAACAACGACAACCACAACUACCAAGACCUUUUAUACCCAAGAUAAAGAUUACACGGGUUCUUCGCACCACCAACAGCUUCACCAGCAACAGAUGACUGACAACCAAGGGGAAGAUAUUGCGCUAAAAUUACGGCCGACUUUGCCGAAAAAACAGCUGGAGAUACCGCGAUUCUCCCCAUCAGCUGCCUGGAGAUUGUUAUCUGCUCAAGAGACACCAGGCCCGAAUAUGAGCACCGCCAGCGAGGAGAUUCCGGUGAUGUACGAGGAGCGAAUUGAGCGGCUCGCGAGACCACCGCGACCUUUAAUUGCCAUGGGACCGAGAAGUUCUCACGACAAGUCUGGAGACUCUGGAGUUUCGUGCGACGCUGGAGUUCCCAAUGACGAUUCCCUGGAUGUCACUGUCGGUAGAUUAAAAACACAAACUGGUAACUCACGCCCGACUUGGACUCCUCAGCAGGAUUUAGGCGAAGAGUCCAGCAGCGAUGCUGGUGUUGAUUCUCCACCACCCAUGGCCCCCAGUGCUAAAUUUCCACCUCGAGCUCACGUAUUCUCGCUUUCUUUGCCGCGAGAUGACAAUCGGCACUGCGUUUAUACAGCGGAGAAGACCAAGGACCCCUCUUUUAAUUCUCUGCAGAAGAUAAAGCGGUCGUUUGGUCUCGGAGCUGGCGAAUUCGAUAAGAAACACCCUGGGGAAACGCUUGAUGACAAUUGGCUGCUGUCUACCAGUGCUCCUACUUCUUUGCAGCACAGCCAGGCGAAUCAAAUUAGAGAAGUCAACGGAGGAAUUAAUGGUUCCGGUUGGGACGGCAAUUACGCGGCUGAAGACUUUGAAGACGAGGCUCUAGAUGAGAUUGACGAGAAGGCAAACUUCCCAGUGGUGAUGAAGCCGCCUUCCUUUUCGUACCUCGCUUCUGGGGGACAUGUCAUGUAUUUACCGGCUUCUAACGACACCGAGCAUCGAACCCAGAGUCUCAAUUACAGAAAUUCUGUCGGAGAAAUUAGUGUAAAAAUGAACAAUAAUAUCAAUAAUAAUAUUAAUAUUAGCUCGAAGAAUUUAAAAUCAAAUGAGCCUGUUAAAAUUUGUAAUAAAAAUGGUUUUAUCAACGGAUUUGCUAAUGGGUUUACCAACGGAAUCAGCAAUGGAUUCAUCAGCAAAUUGGCGUAUGACAAGUCUAAAGAACUGGGAUUGCAUCGCGAAAGGUCCUUUACGGAUUUGGGAAACAAAAAUCGAAAAUAUCCUAACUUCUCAAAGUCUUGCGAGAAUAUUUCGGAGAUGAAGCAGCGAAGCUACUCCCCGGUCAACGGCAGUCCUGAAAGUCUUCAGAAUAAGAAGAUUAUUAAUGUUAAUAAUGAAAUGAAUAAUAAUAAUUGUACAAAAAUAUCGAUUAAGCCGAGUCCGAAGAGCAAGAGAUUCACAUUUCAAUCGACGGUGAGGCAAAUCGAGCGGCGAAGAUUGGCGGAAAAGCUGUCACGUGAAGCCGAGGCUAAAGAACGACAGAGGAAAAACCCAGACGGAGCGCCGUCCUCGUCGGCUUCCUCGCCAACUUCAGCACCACCCGGAAAGCUUGUGAACAAUCGCAAGGGCAGCGUGAGCAGCGACGAGUAUCAUCGUAAAAAAGAGUGCCGAGUUCAGCAGCAAAACCAGAAACAGGAACCCCGAGAGUACAAGGACUAUCGGCCGAAAUACUACGACUGGGCACCCAACAACGAGUCAUCCUCGCACCUUGAGGUCAAGCAGACUACGGUACAUCCUAAGAUUGUGUGUGACAUUCCUAAAAGCUCUCAUGUAUUCGUAGAUGCGAAUAUUCAUACGGGAAAACACGCCAAUUUAAAUUCAACGCCACGUUCAGAUAACUACAGGAAAGAUUUCGCACAUGGAGCGGUAGCUGCAAGAUCGUCUCUAGCCAGCAGCGAUAGUGAAUUAUCACAACCAAAUACCCGACCGCAUUCACGACAAAAUGGCAAUAAUAAAAAUAGCAAACCUGUUCGUACUAGGGACGAACCAACGACGAAAGAUCAAGAGGGCAAAGUCAGCGGAACAAUUGCGACGUUGACCAGGUCAGCAAGUCCGGCGAGAAGUUCUGAGAUAGCCAGUUCUGAAGAAGAGACACCUGUGGAACCAGUAAAUCACCAGCGGAAUUCAUCUAUCAAUGUCACUGCCAAUGGGUUUAUUAUUAAUGCCGUUCAGCCGUUUGUUAGAGAAAAAAAUUAUCGACCGAUAGCUUUUAAUCCUCAACCACCGCCGCCGAUUCCAACUUAA
Messenger RNA from Cotesia congregata, 4296 nucleotides. NCBI's taxonomy places the organism in Eukaryota, Metazoa, Arthropoda, Insecta, Hymenoptera, Braconidae. The record is from the annotation of a GenBank genome assembly.